Arabidopsis arenosa is the source of this 1279-nucleotide messenger RNA. The record is from the annotation of a GenBank genome assembly. Lineage: Eukaryota; Viridiplantae; Streptophyta; Magnoliopsida; Brassicales; Brassicaceae.
AAUACCCAAUAUAUACAAGAAGACACCCAUUUUAGUGAAAAAAAAAUGAAGUUUUGUAAGAAGUAUGAAGAGUACAUGCAAGGACAGAAGGAGAAGAAGAAUCUUCCUGGUGUUGGCUUUAAGAAGCUCAAGAAGAUUCUCAAGAGAUGCAGAAGAAAUCAUCUUCCUUCUAGAAUGUCUUUUACUGAAACAAUCAACCACAAUUGUUCUCGUGAAUGCCCAGUUUGUGAUGGAACUUUUUUCCCGGAGCUUCUCAAAGAAAUGGAAGAUGUUGUUGGAUGGUUCAACGAGAAUGCUCAGAAGCUUCUUGAGCUACAUUUAGCUUCUGGUUUCACAAAGUGUCUUACUUGGCUCAGAGGCAAUAGUCGGAAAAAGGACCAUCUUGGUUUGAUCCAAGAGGGCAAAGACUUGGUUAAUUAUGCUCUCAUUAAUGCCGUCGCCAUUCGAAAAAUCCUCAAGAAAUAUGACAAGAUUCAUGAGUCUAAGCAAGGACAAGCGUUUAAGACUCAGGUCCAGAAAAUGCGAAUCGAAAUCCUUCAGUCACCAUGGCUCUGCGAGCUUAUGGCGUUUCACAUCAAUCUGAAAGAAUCUAAGAAGGAAUCUGGAGCUACUGUGGCUUCUCCUCCUCCUGUUCAUGCAUUGUUCGAUGGUUGCGCUUUGACUUUCGACGAUGGGAAGCCUUUGCUUUCCUGCGAGCUCUCUGAUUCCGUCAAAGUUGACAUUGACUUGACUUGUUCAAUAUGCCUGGACACGGUGUUUGAUCCAAUAUCUCUAACCUGCGGUCACAUAUAUUGCUACAUGUGUGCUUGCUCUGCUGCAUCAGUAAACGUAGUUGAUGGCUUGAAAACCGCAGAAGCAACUGAAAAAUGUCCGCUUUGCCGUGAGGAUGGGGUUUAUAAAGGUGCUGUUCACUUGGAUGAGCUCAAUAUCUUACUUAAGCGAAGCUGCAGAGACUAUUGGGAAGAAAGGCGUAAAACAGAGAGAGCAGAAAGGUUACAACAAGCAAAGGAAUAUUGGGAUUACCAAUGCCGAAGCUUCACUGGAAUAUGAUAUAGCUUGAUUUGUGGCUUCUCAAGUGAGAUUCUUGAUUUUGAUAAUAACUUAAUAAGAUAGUAAAAAUAAUCUUGAUUUUGAUUUGCUUUCCUCUGUGAGUGUGUUUCCUUGCACAGAGAGUGACGAUUUGUUUGUGAUCACUGAAAACUCUUAAGCAUUCAAUAUGGUUUAUAAGUUUUGCAUAUGUUAAAAGAAGCUGGCUUCUCAAUAGAAACUUCAUAACCAU